Molecule: messenger RNA, 3131 nt
Organism: Oenanthe melanoleuca
Lineage: Eukaryota; Metazoa; Chordata; Aves; Passeriformes; Muscicapidae
Gene: EDEM1
Product: ER degradation enhancing alpha-mannosidase like protein 1
Exons: 12
Coding region: 36-1919 (627 amino acids)
Biological process (GO): endoplasmic reticulum mannose trimming; mannose trimming involved in glycoprotein ERAD pathway; carbohydrate metabolic process
Cellular component (GO): endoplasmic reticulum; membrane
Molecular function (GO): mannosyl-oligosaccharide 1,2-alpha-mannosidase activity; calcium ion binding
Source: RefSeq, a predicted model, not a curated record
CGCGGGCGGCGCCGCUGCGCUAUGCGCGGGCGGCCAUGCGAUGGCGGUCGGUGGUGCUGGGGCUGCUGCUGCUGCGGCUCGGGCUGCAGGCGCUGCUGGCGCUGCUGCCCGCGCUGGCCCGCGGGCUCUGCCUGCACCCGCGCCUGCCCUGCCCCGGCCCGCGGCCCCCCGCGCUGCCCGGGCCGCCCGCGGGCGCGGCGGGGCGCGGGCCCCGCCUGUGGGGAGCGGCGGCGGGCGGCGAUGAGUACGAGCGGCGCUACAGCGGCGCCUUCCCGCCGCAGCUGCGGGCGCGGCUGCGGGACGCGGCCCGGGGCAUGUUCGUGUUCGGCUACGACAGCUACAUGGAGCACGCCUUCCCCCGCGACGAGCUGGACCCGCUGCACUGCCGGGGCCGCGGGCCCGACCGCCGCGACCCCUCCAACCUGAACAUAAAUGAUGUGCUGGGGAACUACUCCCUGACGCUGAUCGACGCGCUGGACACGCUGGCGGUAAUGGGAAACUCCUCAGAAUUCCAGAAGGCAGUGAAGUUGGUGAUUGACACAGUUUCAUUUGACAAGGACUCAACAGUCCAAGUUUUUGAGGCAACAAUCAGGGUUUUGGGGAGCCUGCUGUCUGCCCACAUCAUCAUUACAGACUCCAAGCAGCCCUUUGGUGACAUGACCAUUAAGGAUUAUGACAAUGAGCUGCUGCACUUGGCUCAUGACCUGGCAGUGAGGCUGCUGCCAGCCUUUGAGAACACCAAAACUGGCAUUCCCUAUCCUCGGGUGAGGUGCAGCUGUGAGCACAGCUGGCUGAGUGCAGCCUGCCUGUCCCUGUUCCAGGUGAACCUGAAGAAGGGGGUUCCUCCAGACAGCCACAACGAGACCUGCACAGCAGGAGCUGGGUCCUUGCUGGUGGAGUUUGGGAUCCUCAGCAGGCUGCUUGGAGAUUCCACCUUUGAGUGGGUGGCCAGGAGAGCUGUGAAGGCCCUGUGGAGCCUCAGGAGCAAUAACACUGGACUGCUGGGAAAUGUUGUGAAUAUCCAGACUGGUCACUGGGUUGGAAAGCAGAGUGGACUGGGAGCAGGGUCAGAUUCAUUCUAUGAGUACCUGCUGAAGUCCUACAUCCUCUUUGGGGAAAAGGAAGACCUGGAGAUGUUCAAUGCUGCCUACCAGAACAUUCAGAACCACUUGAGGAGAGGAAGGGAGGCCUGCAAUGAGGGGGAGGGGGACCCUCCCCUGUACGUCAACGUCAACAUGUACACGGGCCAGCUGAUGAACACCUGGAUUGACUCUCUGCAGGCCUUCUUCCCUGGGCUGCAGGUGCUGAUAGGAGAUGUGGAAGAUGCCAUUUGUCUCCAUGCCUUCUAUUAUGCCAUUUGGAAACGCUAUGGGGCCCUCCCAGAGAGGUACAACUGGCAGCUGCAGGCCCCAGAUGUUCCCUUCUACCCGCUGAGGCCGGAGCUGGUGGAGUCCACUUAUCUCCUUUACCAGGCCACAAAGAACCCAUUUUACCUUCAUGUGGGAAUGGAUAUUCUGCAGAGUUUGGAAAAAUAUACAAAAGCAAAGUGUGGCUAUGCCACGUUGCACCACGUGGUGGAGAAGACCAAGGAGGAUCGAAUGGAGAGCUUCUUUCUCAGUGAAACCUGUAAAUAUUUGUACCUGUUGUUUGAUGAGGAGAAUCCAGUGCACAGAUCUGGGAAUAAGUUCAUGUUCACUACUGAGGGCCACGUGGUGUCUGUGGAUGAGCGAUUCAGGAGCUCCCUGUGGGAGGACAUCCUGCCUGCAGAGGGGGACAGCAGCCACAAAAGCAAAGCCACCGAGCUCAAGGCAGCCAACUUCAGCUCCAAUUGUAACAGAGUCCCUGAUGAGAGGAGGUACCUGCUGCCCCUGAAGAGCAACUACAUGAGGCAGAUUGACAGAAUGGUGGGGCUGAUCUGAGGGACCCUGCAGGGGAACUUGAGAGGAGUUUGGGAUUGCCCUGCAGCCCUUCCUCCCCCUGCAGCUGCUCCCUGACAGCCUGAGCCCCCCCGUGUCCCUGGGCUCAGCCUUGCACACAGAGAUGCAGCUCAGUGCUCCCAGCUGGGGCAACCUGUGCCACCCCCAGCUCUUCUUUCAAGACUUCCUAUGACAAAUGUUGCAAAUGAAGGCUGAAUUUAUUUUAGAAGAAAAAGAAGGCAAAUUGGCCUGUGCCACUUAGCUACCUCUUUGUAGCUGUGUUACAAAAGUCCCUCUAGAGCAGGGUCUGGUAUUUAAUCUGAAAUGAUCUGGGGUGUGGGGAAGGAGUGGGGAAGUGCAAUUUUUUACACCAAGUUGAAUUAUUGAAUUUUUCUGACUAGCAAUACACAACCUUAAGGUCUACUCAGGUAGGAACCCACUGGGUUUGCUGGAACAAAACUGCUCUGUGUGCUCCUGGAGGGAAAACUGCUGCUGGUGUCAGAGCUUUGGUGGAGUCUGACAGAAGCUGCAGGGUUGAGAGAGCCUGGAGCUGCAGAAACCAGUGAUCAAACCAACCCAGGUGCCUUCUUGGGAGGGAAGGGGGAAUUGCAAAGCCACUCAGGCAGAAGUUCCCAAAGUUUCCUUGGUUGCCAUGUUUUAGUGCCUUUUCAGGAGAGAUGCUGCUAAGAACUGGUGUCACAGUACACAAAGAACAAACUGUUCACAUUCCUGACAGGAUUCAUGUGUUAGUGCCUUAAGUUCUCUUCUCUAGCAGAGAAAACUGAACUUCCUUGGGAAGAUGGAAAGUAUUUCUGAUGAGCUGGUUAAAAAAUACAGUGGAACCCAAAGUCACUUAAAAAAAGAUGUUUGGGGGUUUUUUUUUUAAGAUACUGGAAGAAUAUCUAUGAACUUCCAGGAAGAAAGCAGUUAAGGGCUUGAGGGAUGACAACAAACUGAGGCCAAAACAAUUAAUUUAAAUAUAACAAGUUGGUUUUGUUUUUUUUCCCAGUGGUUCCCCAUUUCUUAUAUACUUCUAAUUUUUGACUACAGUUGAAGUAGUAGAAUGUUAUUUUUGGGUUAAUGAUUUUAAAUUGAGGUAUAAAUACAAGGGCAACUUGAUCUGCUGUAUUUUCACCUUCUUACAACAACAUUGGUUUUCAUAAACCACGUGUUGCAACUCAAAACAUUUCUAAUAAAUAUGAAGUUUGUGCUGGA